UAUAAAAGCUGUUAGCUGCUCCUGUAGCCAGCAGUAUUCAAACCUUGCAGACUUUUGCUCUCUGAGAGUUUGUAAUAAGACACAGUCCUCUUACAAGAGUUCAUACUACAACCUAGCAAAAGCAAAGAAUUUAAAGUUUUGGAAGAAUAAAACAUUCAUUUUGGCAUUGUACAGAGCAAAGUGAACUCAGUGGCCUCUCCUCCACCCUCAAAAUGACAGCAAUCUCUGCCAUCAGCAGUACUCUCCUGUUCUCCCUUCUCUGUGAAGUAAGUGCUGUUGUUUUACCCAAUUCCACUGACUCAUCCUCGCCAACCAAUAAUUUCACUGAUAUUGAAGCAGCUCUGAAAGCACAGCUAGAUUCUGCGGACAUCCCCAAAUCCAGGCGGAAGCGCUACAUUUCGCAAAAUGACAUGAUCGCCAUUCUUGACUAUCAUAACCAAGUUCGGGGCAAAGUGUUCCCACCAGCAGCAAACAUGGAAUAUAUGGUUUGGGAUGAAAAUCUCGCAAAAUCUGCCGAGGCUUGGGCAGCUACUUGCAUUUGGGACCAUGGACCUUCUUACUUACUGAGAUUUUUUGGCCAAAAUUUAUCUGUGAGAACUGGAAGAUACCGCUCUAUUCUGCAGCUGGUCAAGCCAUGGUAUGAUGAAGUGAAAGACUAUGCUUUUCCGUAUCCCCAGGACUGCAACCCCAGAUGUCCUAUGAGAUGUUUUGGCCCAAUGUGUACACAUUAUACACAGAUGGUUUGGGCCACCUCCAAUCGGAUAGGAUGUGCAAUUCAUACUUGCCAAAACAUGAAUGUGUGGGGAGCUGUGUGGCGACGUGCAGUGUACUUGGUAUGCAACUAUGCCCCAAAGGGCAAUUGGAUUGGAGAAGCACCAUAUAAAGUAGGGGUACCAUGUUCAGCCUGUCCUCCAAGUUAUGGGGGAUCUUGUACUGACAACCUUUGUUUUCCAGGAGUAACGUCAAACUACCUAUACUGGUUUAAAUAAGCUUAUCUAUUCCUCCAGGACACAGAAUGGUUUCUGUGAAUCAUAGGUCUAUAUAUAUAUUGAGUUUUGCACAUAUUAUAUAUAUUUUAUAAUAAUCUUGUUUUCCUUUUAAUAUUCAUUGUAUAAACUAGUGUUUGCCUAGUAUGUUGGUUUGACCUUUUAAGGUCAUCAAAACAUCCAUUUCUAUUUUCUGACCUCUAAGCAUAAAUUAAAAUAUUUUAUAUGUAGUAUUGACAUAAUUGAGUCAUCCAAUUCUAAAACUUGUUUCCCCCAAAAGAAUUAUGUUAUGUUCGUAAAGAAUAAAAACUAUAUGUGACCUGUAAGAUAUGUGUGUGUGCAUACACACAUAUAUAUGCACACACACAUAUAUACAUAUAUAUGUAUAUAUAGAGAGAUACAUGCACACACAAAUGUAAUAGAUGAUGUAACACAUAGAUAAUAAUAUCAUUUAGUAGUUAACUUGUGGGAAAUUAAAAAUGUUCUAUUCCAAAUAUAUGUGAGGUGGUGGGACAUCUCAGCAUCCACCUCUAUAACAACCACAAAAUGAUAGUUUGCAAAAUUACCUUCAGUGGCAUCUGGAUAUAAUAAUUUAAUUAAGCAACUACAAAUUUCAUUCUGGAGACAUUUCAUCUUAUUUGGGUCCACAAAAGGAUGUGCUCAAACUUAUGAAAGUUUCACAUCAUGCCUUUUGCUUAAGCUCUUCUGUUGAGUCAAUAGUCUUGUGCUGAGUGCUUACCACAUGCAAGGCACUCUGCUAUUUAUGCUCUGAUAAUGCAAAGUCACUGAGAUAUGAUUCCUGCCUUCAAGAAGCUCGCAAAAUAUUCAGGAAAUAAUACAGCCUAAUGACUUUGCUGUAAAAAUUAUUUUUUAACAUAUUAAUUUUCACGUUGCCUUAAGGAAGUGAAUGAAACGAUGUUUACCUGUAGGUUGAAUAGGUGAUAAGUCACACUGUGUAAAAUAUAAGGCUUUUGAUUAGCAUGGAAUUUUACCUACAGUGCUUGGAACCAAAAGAGGUAGGGAAGAAUUAAAACUUCCCAGAAUUACUGGAUUAGAGUAGAUAGUUGCGACAUUGGAAGGCAGAAACCAAGACUCUUAAGAAAACUGAAGAGGCCAACAGAAGUAAGAUUUAGGAGACAGGUAUGAAAGUCACAGGAACAGGAUUAUUGUAGAAAAACACCAGGUUCAUAGCUUUGGGCCUACACUGAGGGUCUAGUGUAUCUCGAAGCCUGUUCACUAGGAGGCACAGUAUGCCCGAAAGAAACACCCAGGUGCCCAAAACACCUCCAUUUCUCAUUGUUUUUAUUUGGUGAGAAGCAAUGUGAUCAUCAUGGAUCUUUGUGCCUUAUCUGCAAGGCCCUGAGUACACACCACAGACAGUUAUGAUUUAUUUGUCAAAUAGCCCUUUUCAGAUGACUUUCUGUGGACUAAUCACCAAAUUUUAUUACUAUAUCUAGUAGAAGAAUAUGUUCCAGUUAUCAAUUAAGUUUGAUUGUAGAAGUCAAAUCAAAGUCAGUAUGAAAAUUCCACUCAUGAAAAUAUGGAAAUUUCUCAUUUAAGAAAUUAGUUGCAGAGAGAACUCAAUUAUCUGGAUCAAGACACUUAACACAAUAUACUCUGUGUGUUUGUGUGUGUGCGUGAGAGAGAGAGAGAGACAGAGAGAGAGAGAUUGAUUGAUUUGGGUUAUGUAAUAUUGCAAUACUUCCAUAGAAUUACAGAAUAUGUAAAAAUGGCUAGAUCCAGAAUGCAACUAACAGAAGGAAGCUACUUGUUUAAAAUUCCCUGCACAAUUGCCAUUUCUUAAGACAAAAACAUUGAAAGACUAUAGGUAGUUAAUGAAAUCCAUUCAACGGGGGAGAAAUCCGCCAUUUGGAGUUUUAGUUUACAUGAUAACAAAAAAUUGUCGCAAUUCCAUUUACAAACUAGAUAUGGUGACCAAAUGUUUUGAUAUCAUACUACUCUGCUUCUGUGCAUACAUAUAUAGAUAUUAUUAAAAAUAAAUAUUUUGGAGACACAAAUGAAAAAAAGAAAAUAAUUAUAUGAUUCAUGCUCCAAUCCAAAUUUUAUAUAACAUAUAGUAGGCAAUUGGAGAGAUCUCAUUAGUAGGAUAUUUGCUUGAUUUAUGUAGAAAGUAUCUCCAUUGUUGAUUUUGCUAUACUAGGUCCACAGAAGUAGAAAAGAACUAGUACACCAAAAAUGACUAUUCUUGCUGGUUUACUUUUGUGGCUUGGUUUCUCACUUCUAAAAAUAAAUAAUAACAUUUGCUACAUAUUUCACAGAAGUUCCUAAAAAGGUAAAAUUACCAUACUAAUAGAAUUUAUAAAUAUUUAAAUUUUUAUCAAUGUGAAACUUUUAUUUAAGAUAGAAUUAAGUUUUUCAUGAGCAUUUCCUCAGCAGAAACUUUAAUUCUUUAUAUUUAUCUCAUCUUCUUAUAUAGUAACUAUAAUGUAAUAAAUGUUUAUAUGAAUGGAUUUUUAGAAUUAACUAAAAAGCCUAGAACUGCAACAAUUCAGAGGAAUCCCACCUUUCUAUGUUUCAUUAAGAUCAAAUGUCUUCAAUACAAAGCUUUGAAUGCAUCAAAAAUCCAGAUGAAUCAUCAAACAUAUCAGAUUAAGACUAGGGUUUACACACAGAAUUUAUACAAGAGUCCAUUCCAAAUCACAACUAGAACUGUAAAUUUAUUUAUAAUUUAACAACUCAGCUGAAAUAUAUAAUGGGUAUAUUUGUUACUCUAUCUGUACUUUUUAAAGUUGGUCAUAUGAUGUGGCCAUGUGAAAUGUUUUAUUUCCCAGGCUAAAGCAAAUGACAGUUUACUAGUAUCAACACGGUGUUUCAUAUUUUUAUGGCAUGCAACAAUGGUGCUAGGAUAACUAUUUCUCACUGUAAUUCCCAGAGACAGAAAGGGUCUGGGGAUAAGCUAUUUCAUAAGAGCAGCUUGGAAUAGUCAGUACUGGGUUUUCGUUUCCAACGGUUUCUUUCAAAAGAUAGUAAUUGGCAUACAUAUUCCACAGCAUGGAUCCUCUCUGUGGUAUAGAUUUUGCAUGCUACCCUUUUUCCAGUAGAAGAGUAAAAAUAAAAUCUGUCACAAUAUAGAUUUUUUGACUUUCACGUCAUCAAAAGAUUGGGGAAAUUAUAAUUCUUACUGUUAAACUGAUGGAUUUCUUUAUAGAAUUGUAUUUGAACUGUAUAGGCAUAGUCUUAAUGUUCCUGGUUAUGACAGAUAAACUUGCUUUGAUUUUUUAAUUAAAAAUUUUAUUUUAUUUUAUUUUUUACUUUUUUAUUGUUGUUCAGGUACAGUUGUAUGCACUAAUGAGAAAACAUAUGAAUUGUUUCAAUUCAAAUACUCUGAGUAAAUCAUAUUGGUUGAGCUUGCUUUGGCCAUUUGAUCCUAAAAGGUACAGUUGUCUCCAUUUAAACUGUUUUUUUUAAAGGUGGCAGAAGCAAUUAUUAUUAUCUUUUUUGCUUCUGUUCAGUUUAAGUAUCGUCACUUCUCUGGACCAUCAGAUCACCCUUACCUACUUCAUUUGACAGUAAGAUAAUACUCACUCGAAGCCAUGGAAACAUUCAUUUGAAAGCUCUAGGUGGUUUAGCACAGAGUUGACCAAAUGGCUAGAGCAAGCUCAACCAAUACGAUUUCUAAGUAUUUGAAUUCAAACAAUAUAUAUGUUUUCUUAUUAAUGCAUGCUUAUGUUAAAUCAAAUUGUAACAUCUACCUAAGAAAAUCUCAUAUACAUUUAGGCCAAUUUAAGUGUUUUGUGUUCAUAUCUGGCUUAUUUUAUGAAUGCAUAAGCUAAAUACAUAAUUUGAAUGUGUCCAUGAAGGAAAACUAAUGCUUAGCCUGAGGUUAAUGAUCUCCAUCUGCCCCGUAUAGAAAUUUUCCCUAGAUUGGGCAGUAUCACAGGAUGAAAUUCUUGACAUGAAUGGAAGCCUUUAUCUACCAAAGCAUUUAAGGAGAGUAAAGUUAGAUUUCUAUCAGUGUAACAUUCUCUUUGCUUAUAUAUGCUUUUAAAAAUAUUGUAAUUAUAAUUAUGGGGAAAGACAUAUUUAAACACAUGCGAAAUGAUUUUUCAAGACUGUGUCAUGGUAUAACUUUGACUUAUGAGAGAGCAAUAAAAAACUUAGAAAGUUUAAUAAUUAACUGAUUAAUGGUGCUGAAAACACAUUACAACCACCAAAAUUGCAACAAUUUUGAGGUUUCUUCGCAAUUAAAGUUUUUAUUAAAUGUGAACUAUCAUCUGUUUUGGUGCUAAAUGUAUGGUGCUAAAAGAUUUGUUAGUGUUAAUAGCUUUAGUAAUGCUGUAAUGCUCUUUUCAGUCAUUGUUAAAAGUUAUCCAUUACAUUCCUGAUUCAGAAAUAGUAAUAAAAUCCUGUUAAUCUUAACCAGAAACAGUCCAGUGAAUUCCAUUUUUAAUAAAACUGUCCAAAAUUACUUAGGUGUUACUGAAUUUAAAAAUAUACAUAUUUUUAGAAAUUACCAAUUUUCUUUUAAGGCGUUUUUAGCUUUGCAGAAUCCAAAUUCAAUCAUCUAAAGGUUGGAUAACACCUACACCAACAUGCUACGGGCACUGGCGCCCUCUGGUGGUUGUAAAAGCAAAUUAUUGAUGGCUAGUUGGCCUCAAAAAA
Phyllostomus discolor (pale spear-nosed bat) is the source of this 5609-nucleotide messenger RNA. RefSeq names its product peptidase inhibitor 15 (gene PI15). Gene Ontology annotation, cellular component: extracellular region. The transcript is spliced from 6 exons. NCBI's taxonomy places the organism in Eukaryota, Metazoa, Chordata, Mammalia, Chiroptera, Phyllostomidae. Bases 213 to 989 code for a protein of 258 amino acids. The record is from RefSeq and is a predicted model, not a curated record.